Molecule: messenger RNA, 1587 nt
Organism: Fusarium coffeatum
Lineage: Eukaryota; Fungi; Ascomycota; Sordariomycetes; Hypocreales; Nectriaceae
Exons: 2
Coding region: 1-1587 (528 amino acids)
Biological process (GO): L-valine biosynthetic process
Cellular component (GO): acetolactate synthase complex; mitochondrion
Molecular function (GO): acetolactate synthase activity; thiamine pyrophosphate binding; magnesium ion binding
Source: RefSeq, a predicted model, not a curated record
AUGGUGGCUCUAUCUAUGGCCGACGGUUAUGCGAGAGUGAGCGGCGAAGCCCAGUGUGUCAUCGUGCAUGUCGAUGUUGGCACAUCGGCUCUAGCGGCCGCGAUUCAUAAUGCGGCUAUGGGACGAGCCCCCGUUCUUAUCUUUGCCGGUCUCUCCCCCUACACUAUAGAGGGAGAGGUUCUUGGCUCACGAACCGAGUUCAUUCACUGGAUCCAAGAUGUCCCAGAUCAAAAGCAGAUUGUUUCCCAGUACUGCAGGUAUACUGGAGAGAUCAAAACUGGCAAGAAUGUCAAGCAAAUGGUUCGACGUGCCAUCCAGCUUGCCACAAGCCACCCUCAAGGGCCGGCCUAUCUUAUGGGAGCCCGCGAGGUAAUGGAGGAGACCAUCGAACCGUAUUCUGUGAACUCAGCUUAUUGGCGACCCGUUGCUCCAUCUGCUCUCCCAGACUACGCUGUUCGCGAGAUCGCAGAUGCACUGGCAAAUGCCUCAGACCCACUUGUUAUUGUUGGCUUCACUGGCCGCAACCAUGCAGCGGUAAAGCCCCUUGUGUCCCUAGCCGAUACCAUCAAGGGUCUUCGUGUACUUGAUACAGGCUGCUCAGACAUGUGCUUCCCUGCAGACCACCCUGGAUGGCUUGGCAUGAAGUAUGGAGUCGAUGGCGCGAUCGAGAAUGCGGACGUAUUCCUAAUUCUCGAUUGUGAUGUUCCAUGGAUCAACAAGCUAUGUAAACCCAAGAGCUCAGCGAGGAUUUUCCACCUCGACGUCGACCCCCUCAAGGAGUCUAUGUUGGUCUUUUACAUCGAUGCUGAACAGAGGUAUCGUGUCGACGCUGAGAUCGCGCUCAAGCAGAUCACUGAGUACCUUCAAAACAACCUCACGGAGAAGCUGUCAAGCGCAGCUUGUGAUUCACGGGCUCAAGCCUUGGUCAAGUCAUACCAGGAGCGUAUUAACACCCUGGAUCAACGAGCCAAGCUCCCCAACUCGGGAAAGCUCACCACAGACUACGUCUGCGCUACGCUACGUGAGACACUGCCACAGGACACGAUUUGGGCGGUGGAGGCAAUCACAAAUGCAAUUUCCGUCUCGGAUCAGGUCCGGGCAACACUACCAGGGCAGUGGGUUCACUGUGGAGGUGGUGGUCUCGGCUGGAGCGGUGGUGGUGCAUUAGGCGUCAAGCUUGCUGCGGAUGCAGCUGAUGCCUUAGUCUCCGGCAAGCAAAAGCGGUAUGUAGUACAGGUUGUAGGUGAUGGGUCCUACAUGUUCAGUGUUCCCUCUAGCGUAUACUGGAUUUCUGCACGCUACGGGAUCCCCAUUCUGACUAUUGUCCUUAACAACCUUGGCUGGAAUGCUCCACGGAGGUCCAUGCUGCUGGUGCAUCCUGACGGCCCUGCAUCACGGGCUACCAAGGAAGAGCUUAAUAUUUCCUUUGCGCCGAGUCCGGAUUAUGCUGGGAUUGCGAAGGCUGCGAGCAAUGGAGAGACCUUUGGGGCCAGGGUGGCUGAUUCGUCGGAGUUCUUGGCGGCGUUGGCUAAGGCUAAGGAGAGCCUUGAUCGUGGUGUCUCGGCAGUAUUGGAUGUUGCCAUCUAG